UAGACGGCGUGAGAGUCGCUAAUAUCACUGCCCUCUGUCAAAGAAAUUUUUUUACGCGCUUAUUUUAAAAAUGCAACAUAGCUUGCUUUACACUACCUUUCGAAGAUUGAAUUAAUGAUGAGACAUUUUUACGACGUACGUUCUACCCUUUAAUUAAGAAGAUUAUCAAACGAUGGUAUAUACCGAUCUAUCUUAUAAUUAUCUCUAUACUGGAAAUAGAUUUCUUAGUAAAUUUCUUGCAAAGCGUCAAAUUAUCGUCAAAAAUUCAUCCUUAGAUAAUUAGUAGAACUAUCAAUUUUCAGACAGUGUUUUUGAAGUCUACAAUAGCGUAUUAAAUAAUAACGAUGGUAUAGACACCACGCGCGAAUAGAGUUAGAAUUAAUUUAAAGUAGCAGAGAAAGUCAUGCGGGAGAUUAUAUUUUAUAAUUAAAUAGCCAGCUUUUGAUCGUAGCAACACGUAGCGACAAUUACAGAUAAUUACCAUUAGGGGUCGGUAAUGAUUAAUAACUUAUCGAUCUAAAUGAUUGCACUCAUAUAUUAUAGUUAAUAACUUUGCAGCGUUCUUAGUGUAGUUUCGUUUCGAUAGUAUCACUCCUUUGAUAGUUACUGAAAAAUUUUCGAUAAUGGUACUACUUCGUAUCAAACCGAAUCAAAUGCUUCGCUUAUUAAAUUUAACCGGAAAUUUUACCAGUACUUGGCCGGGAUCUCAGAAAGCAGGACGUUUUGAAAUGGUCUUACGAGAUGUUGGUUGGAUUUUAGGAAUGUUAAAUGCAUUUCUAAUAUUAUUGGCUUUAUUUUAUGCCGAUUAUUAUUAUAUAAAUGGAAAAGACGUUGUUACUUUAAUGAAGCCUUUAUGCGAAACAGCUACUCUCAUAGAUGUUAUACUUGCUUUAAUUUUAUGCAGAUUCAAAAGGACUAGUUUACAGAAACUCAUGGAAGAGGUGGAAGAAUUUAUUAAAAAUUGCAAUACCGAGGAGGAAGCCAUCAUGCAAAAAUAUAUAGAUCAUUCGUCCAUCUCAACAACAAUGGCGGCAUCAAACGUUGCAGCGGCCAUUGCAUUUUCUUUUACUCCAUUCUUUACAGAGAAUGACGUUCCUGGCGAUGCUAUGUUUCCAUUUGACUUAAAAUCAUUGUUCGUUAAAAUUCCGAUAUACAUAUUGGACACGAUUCUUCUCUUUCAAACUGCAUUAUGCGUUUGUGUGGAUUUUAUGAUAGCCAUGUUGAUGUGGUACUCUGCUACUAAAUUAGAAAUCUUAGGAUUGAAACUUGAAAAUGCUGCGGACAAAUAUAAAGUAAAAGAUUGUGCUAAGGAACAUCAAAAAAUAUUGAAUUUCAUAUCCGAAACACAAAAAGUUAUUCAAACAUUAUUAUUCAAAACGAACGUGACGAUGGGCGCAACUGCAAUCGGUGCGACAUUUUCGCUCCUUCACACGUUGCUCUUACAGCAUGAACCCAUAAACGUAGAACUACAGUUUAUUUGCAUGAUGAUCGCUAGCUAUCAAAGAUUAUAUGUUACAGCUUUACCUGCUGACGAUUUAAAAGAAAUGAGUAUGAAACUCGCGACGUCGGCAUAUAGUUCAAAAUGGUUCGAAGAUUCCUCCAAAAUGGCAAUCGACGUACACAUUAUAAUAUUAAGAAGCCAAAAACCAAUUUUGAUUUCAAUGGGUGGUCUGCUUCCCAAUUUAACUCUCGAAUAUUAUGCAAAUGUAAGAAAUAAUAAUCAAAUAAUAUCUAUUAGAAAAAUUCAUUUGAUAAUUUGAACUAAAUAUAUCUAUCUACUUUUUUUUUUUACAGUUUUUUUACACGAUUUCAUCUUAUUUCAUGA
Molecule: messenger RNA, 1825 nt
Organism: Vespula pensylvanica (western yellowjacket)
Lineage: Eukaryota; Metazoa; Arthropoda; Insecta; Hymenoptera; Vespidae
Exons: 5
Coding region: 624-1760 (378 amino acids)
Biological process (GO): detection of chemical stimulus involved in sensory perception of smell; sensory perception of smell
Cellular component (GO): plasma membrane
Molecular function (GO): odorant binding; olfactory receptor activity
Source: RefSeq, a predicted model, not a curated record